CUCACAUUACAGAAAAGAUCGAAACGAAUGUUCAGUGUUUACAGUCCGAACUAGUUGUGUCUGUACAUAUCAAUAGCGAUUAAGUCAUAUAGUGAUGCGCAAUGUGAUCUGCACUACUGGCUUGGUGUGCGAAAUGUAGGCUCCGUGCUGCCCUCUCGCAUAAAAAAUGACAAGAGAUUAUAGACGCGCACUGAACGAGAGACCUCUUUAGUUAUUUUCGCAAAGGCUACCAUUACGAAGGAAGCUUUUAUUUUAGAAAUUCGAGGCGGACAUAUUUCAUUGACGUCGGGGAGUUCAGUUACUUUAUCGACAUUUCGUUCACACUCAAGUAAAGGUUAACUGUCAUGAUAUAAUAUACACAACCGUUUCUCGAUGUACCUAUAUAUAAAAAAAGUGAAUUUGAAUUAGCAAAUCAGCUGUUCAUUCUGUUUUAAAUUAUGAAUAACGAAAAUUGCGAUUCAACGGGAAGGAGGGAGAGAGAUGAUAAUAUUACACUUGCACCUGAAAAAGUGCAAUCUAGUGAAUUGGAAAUUGAAAAACAGAACCAUUUAGGAGUAGAGGAAUUAAAUAAAUUGACCAAAGUAAAUAAUGUGGAUUUGUCGGAUUUGGAAACGAAUGCAUUUAUUGCAAAUGGGGUCACGGAAGAGGCGAAAAAGGAUUUACUUGAAAGUAUCGUAGAUGUGUUGGACGACGUAAUGAAAAGUGGCAUCGAAACGGAUGACUUUACCGACAUUGAAAAGCAAGUCGAGAGUGUUAUUGAAGCAUUGGAAAAAAAUGAUUGCGGUGACAGUAUUGCUGUGGACAUUGAUGCUAACCUACCAGAGAGUUGCAACGAUGAAAUUACUACUAAAGAAUCAGAGAGUGCUAUUGGGUCUGAGGGUGUACAGAUCAACAGUUUUGAUUCUCUACAGGGUUUAACAAGUUGUGAUGGGGAAGUUGUGCAAACUUCAGAGCAGCAAAUUUCUACUGACGAUCAGGACAAAGGUGCGCUUACCUGCGAGCAAUCACAAACAACUGGAAAAGAUGGACAAACUUUGGAACAAUUGCAAAUUGCUAAUGAUGACAAGAUUUGCGAGAAAAAUAAUGGUGAAACAAUUGCAAGUGACAAGAAUAUUGGCAAUUGUUCAAUGGAUGAUAAAACUAAUGAAAGUCAACAAAUAUCUGAAUGUGAAAUAGCUGAGUAAGUAAAAAAUUUAUUU
Photinus pyralis (common eastern firefly) is the source of this 1199-nucleotide messenger RNA. RefSeq lists its product as uncharacterized. The record is from RefSeq and is a predicted model, not a curated record. The transcript is spliced from 4 exons. Lineage: Eukaryota; Metazoa; Arthropoda; Insecta; Coleoptera; Lampyridae. The coding region runs from base 438 to 1184 and encodes 248 amino acids.